UUUCUCCAGGUUUUUUAGAAGUGCUGAUCCGUGUUUGAGCUGUAGAGCAGCUCUGACUAGAAAGCUACUCCCGUUUCUGAAUAACAAGGAUUAAAAACUGCACGUUUGCUCAGUUUUAACCGCGAUCUGAAGACUUAUGGUGCUGUCCUACAACAACCCAUUUCACGCCUAUGGCCACGACCGUGAUGCCUCGGGGCUGCGGCUCCAGUGUGGGCUCCCUCUACCACAACCUGUGUGACCUUGACACCGUUUGGGGCGUUGUGGUGGAGGCCUUUGCAGCCGCUGGUAUCAUCUUCUCCUUCGUUCUCUUCAUCUCGCUGCUGGCCAGCCUACCUUUUGUUAAAAACCCGAACCAUCGGAACUCAGUGGGGGUUCAGAGCAUCUUCCUAAUCUGCACCACCGGACUCUUUGGACUGACAUUUGCCUUCAUUGUUGGGGAGGAUUAUUCCACCUGCGCCUCACGGCAGUUCCUCUUUGGCGUGUUGUUUGGAGGAUGCUUUUCCUGCCUCCUGAUGCAGUGUGUGACGCUGAACAUCCUGGUGAGGAAUAACAGUGGUCCACAGGGCUGGAUCCUCUGUCUGGGUGUGCUGGGGCUGUGGCUGGUGGAAGUGAUCAUCAACACAGAGUGGCUGAUCAUUACACUGGUUCACCCACAAGCAUCAUUCAACACCACAACGGUGCCAACCAGAGCCACAGCGAUACCUUGUAACAUUGCUAACCAAGACUUUGUCAUGGCACUGAUCUAUGUGAUGACCCUGAUCCUAGCUGUAGUUGUGGCAAGUCUAACAAUCAUGGGGGGCAAGUUCUCUGAGUGGAAAAAAGAAGGUGCCCUCAUACUUGUGAUAAGUUUGUUCACCGUGGCCAUUUGGUUGGCGUGGAUUGUCAUGUAUUUGUAUGGCAAUAAGCGAACAGGGGGUCCGACAUGGAACGACCCUACCUUGGCCAUUGCCUUGGUAGCAAAUGCCUGGGUGUUCCUUGUCGCCUAUAUCAUUCCUCAGAUCUGCUGCCUGAACAGUGAGGAAGAAGAUGAGGAACAUUAUGAUGAAAACACGUACUCAAACCAAGGAGUCGGAUAUGAGACCAUCCUGAAGGAGCAGAGCUCUCAUAACAUGUACAUGGAAAACAAGGCUUUCUCAAUGGAUGAACCCACCUACGGAAACAGGCUUGUGUCUCCGUACAGUGGUUACACCGGUCAGACACGUGCAACAGUCUACCAGCCCACUGAGCUGGCCCUCAUCACCAAAGGAAUAGGAAAUCAGCGGAAUCAGACCUUUGACAUCCACAUUCCCAGAGCUUCCACUGGAUCUACAGCCCACAGCGGGAACAGCACCCCAUCCACACACACCGAGGCUGGGAACACACACAGAUAAAUGGGCGAGCUUCGAUAACUACAUCCCAGUGAGGCCACAGUUCUACACCUGCUCAGAAUAACUUCAGCUCUACUUAUGUGCACUUGCUGCCUGUCUGUCUGUUAGUGGCUCCCUAAGCCAGCUCUGAGAGGAACCAUGGAGCCAGUCCUCCCAGUGAUGGAGGUUAGAUACACAGUUCAUGUGCUGCUGGUAGCUCUGGGAUGAAGCUUCACUUCAGAACAAAGACAUUUUGCUACAGAUGCUUUUUGCACCGAAUUUUCAGCUCUCUGCCGGCGACACACACACACACACCCAGCGUGUCAGUGUGGAUGGAGCCAGAGCUUUCAUUCAGAACCUCUAACUGAAUGUUUGGACACAGUAUCCACUCCAACCACGCACCACUGGAUGACCCAGUCUGAGUCCAGGAUCCCGCAGCUGAAACUACAAAACCAGCGGCGUUUGCUUGCAUUAAACCCAGUCAAGUUUAAUUAUGGUUGUUGUGAUCUUUGUGUAUCCUCACGAGUGCAUCCACAAGAGAAAGGACUGUUUGAUUGUAAAUAUGCCAUAUUUGGAUGAAUUUUAUGGAUGUCUGUAUUUAAUACUAUUUACAGUGAUGUCAUGAUUGAUAUUUAAUUAUGUUUAUUCAUUUCCAACCAUUAAGCAUUCAUACCAUUGCAGAACCAAAGUCCUGUCUACCUUUUUGUUAGUUUAUUGUUUUUUGGUUUUCACUAUAAUAAAGUUUAUUUCAUCAGAUUUUUGAAAAACUAACGAUUACACCUUAGUUUUAUGUUUUUAUUCAAUAAAAUUAAGCACCAUCUGCUCAAAUAAAUUGCAACAUUUUAUUAACUGGAGUCUAUGAAAAUGAAAUUACAGUGUUUUGUGUUUUUGUUCAUCAACAAUCUGAUGCAUUGUUAAAUGCACCAGAAACGGAAUAGUCUUUAGAAGGAAAAUCCUGAUCAUUUAUUCUCUUGUUCUGUUUGUUCUCUGCACAGGGUUCACUUAAAAUAUACAGUUAAGCAAUUAAAAUCAAAGGAAUUCUCAUUUUCAGAAGCGUUCGUAACAUUCAUGAAGGUCCUGACUCUCUGUGUCCUCAGAUGGAGACAUGCACUCAUCCACCUUCUGUCCUCAUUAAAGGAACUUUUUCAUUUCAUUUUUAAACAUUUAAAUGUUUUUUAUUGUUAAUUUUUAUUUUUGUAUUUUUAAAAUAUGGAAUGUCCAAAAAAACAUAUUUAUUGAAGUUCUUAUUAGUUUGUGUUAGCAAAGAGAAAUGAAAGCUGGAAACCAAACAUUAACUCAGGUUUCAGUAGGUUCAAAAGCAACUGGAGGAUGAGGUAAUUGUUUUGUGAUUAAAUCAGAUCUUUUAAUGAACUAAAUUACAUGUUAUAGCUGGUUUCAUGCUUUUUAUGUGUGUUUGAGGGGGAAAAUUAAUUUGAUUUGUGAAACAACAUAAUUUAAGGCUUUAAACCUUCAAAAGUCUGAAAUCAGAGAGAAAGCAUAUCUGAGCAAAAAGUGGACAGAGCUGUUAUCAUGUUACUACUCAAAGUAAACACACAAAUCACUGCUUGUUUAUUAAUUAAAGCUAAUAAAAUGAUUUGUGAUGCAUUUAA
Messenger RNA from Nothobranchius furzeri (turquoise killifish), 2956 nucleotides. RefSeq names its product G protein-coupled receptor, class C, group 5, member C (gene gprc5c). Gene Ontology annotation, cellular component: extracellular exosome; signaling receptor complex; plasma membrane. Gene Ontology annotation, molecular function: protein kinase activator activity; G protein-coupled receptor activity. NCBI's taxonomy places the organism in Eukaryota, Metazoa, Chordata, Actinopteri, Cyprinodontiformes, Nothobranchiidae. The record is from RefSeq and is a predicted model, not a curated record. Gene Ontology annotation, biological process: G protein-coupled receptor signaling pathway.